AUUUCCAAACGAGAUCAGACGCUUCUACUGUCUUGCUCUUGCUCUUGCUCUUGCUCCUCCUCCCGCAUUUCUUCUCCCUCGCCACUGCAUUUCGUCGAUCGCUUUACUGAAGGAUAUCAAGAAAAAAAAUGUCUCUGCCUGGAAACUCGGAGAAUUCGCAGCAGCAGCCGCAAUCGACUGGUGCAAUGGCAGUUGUUGAUGAGUAUACAGCUGUGGUUACUGAUGUUGGUUGGUACAUUCUUGGGGAAAGUCAGCAAAGCUUGGGCCCAUAUACAUUCUCUGAGCUUUGUGGCCAUUUCCGGAAUGGUUAUCUAUUAGAAACUACCCUAGUCUGGUCUGAGGGAAGAAGUGAAUGGCAGCCACUUUCCUCUAUCCCGGAGUUAAUGUCAAGGAUUUCUGAAGCGAUGGGUGACUAUCCAACUUCAGAUGCAUCUGGGCUGAUAAAUGGAUCUAUUGCUGGAAGCAAGCACGAAAGACGGGAUAAUACGGUGUUAACUAGUGGUGAUGAUGAGUUUGACAAAUGGCAGAAGGAGAUUAAAGAGGCAGAAGCAGAGGCAGAAAGGUUGAAAAAGGGGUCUGUUUCUGCUAGCUUUGGUAACAAUUUGGUUGAAGAUGAUCUUGAUAGGGCUUCUUCACCACCGGAGGGUGAAGAUGAGUUUACGGAUGAUGACGGGACUAGAUAUAAAUGGGACAAGACUCUUAGAGCAUGGGUUCCUCAGGACAAUCCACCGAGUAGCAGUGAACAAUAUGGGCCUGAAGAGAUGACCUUUGCUAAAGAAGAAGAAGUAUUUCCAACACUAAACAUUGUUGAUACCUCUUUUGAUGAGGAUGAUGCUUCCAAGGAUGAUGUGGCUGGUACGACUCAAGAUAUGUCUGGUGAAUCUUCUGAAGUAAAAAAUAACAGCAAGAGAAAGAUGCCAGAGAUACAAGCUGAGAAGAAGGAAGCAAACAAACCUCCAGAUUCUUGGUUUGAGUUAAAAGUAAACCCUCAUAUUUACGUUACUGGGUUGCCUGAUGAUGUCACCCUCGAGGAAGUCGCAGAAGUAUUUUCUAAAUGUGGAAUAAUUAAAGAGGAUCCUGACAUUGGCAAACCACGUAUAAAGCUUUACGUUGACAGGCAGACAGGAAGAAAGAAAGGAGAUGCUCUUGUCACGUAUAUGAAGGAGCCUUCAGUGGAUCUGGCCAUACAAAUUUUAGAUGGGGCCCCUUUGCGUCCCGGUGACAAGCUCCUCAUGUCAGUUUCUCGAGCCAAAUUCGAGCAGAAAGGGGAUAAAUUUGUAUCUAAGCAAACAGACAACAAGAAGAAAAAGAAGCUCAAAAAGGUCGAGGAAAAAUUGCUUGGAUGGGGUGGUAGAGAUGAUGCUAAGGUCUCUAUUCCUGCUACCGUUGUUCUCCGCUACAUGUUCGCUCCAGCUGAGAUGAGAACAGAUGAGACUCUGUGUGCUGACUUAGAGGAAGAUGUGAAAGAAGAGAGUUUGAAGUACGGACCAGUUGACUCGGUGAAGGUUUGUGAGCAUCAUCCACAAGGUGUUGUUCUUGUGAGAUUCAAGGAUCGGAAGGAUGCACAGAAAUGUAUAGAUGCAAUGCAUGGUCGAUGGUAUGCCAAGAGACAGAUACAUGCCAGCCUAGACGAUGGACUAGUGAACCAUGCCAUGGUCCGGGAUCUCGACUUGGAAUCCCAGCGGUUGGAACAGUUUGCUGCCGAACUCGAAGCCGAAUGAUAUGUCAGUGAACUAAUUAGUCGGAAACUGGGAAGAGUUCUCUUGAAUGAAAGAAAAAAAAAACAGGCCGGGAUUUUGUCAAGAAACAGGGAUACAUGGUUUGUGAGAUGUAAAAACAUUAGGAAACACAGCCACAGGUACUGAUACUUAUUGGUAGUGUUGUGGUUCUUGAUCCUCAUGGCAUUAUCUUCAAUGUGAUUCAUCAUCCCAUGUAACCGGUUCAGUUAAUUUGGUUUGACCGGUUUAAGUUGGUACGCUGUAUUUCACCGGUUAAACUCUCUAUGUUCGUAGGGAAACUAGAUGACAUAGAAGUGGUUUUGUUUGGGCACAUUUGGCAGUUUUAUUAAUAUA
Tarenaya hassleriana is the source of this 2072-nucleotide messenger RNA. Its product is annotated as splicing factor U2AF-associated protein 2. Bases 129 to 1721 code for a protein of 530 amino acids. Gene Ontology annotation, biological process: mRNA splicing, via spliceosome. Gene Ontology annotation, molecular function: RNA binding. NCBI's taxonomy places the organism in Eukaryota, Viridiplantae, Streptophyta, Magnoliopsida, Brassicales, Cleomaceae. The record is from RefSeq and is a predicted model, not a curated record. The transcript is spliced from 15 exons. Gene Ontology annotation, cellular component: U2-type spliceosomal complex; U2 snRNP.